ACCACGUCCACGGCGGGCGGAACGGUGCGUUAACCUUCUUGACAUGCCGCUGACUUUGAACUCUGGUAGCCACACUGUUUGCUAGGUCACGCGCAGACAUGCAUGUGAACACGGACGCGCCCAAGGUGCAACAGUGUUGUCGUCGGUUCCCAGUCACCUCGCCCAGCCACAACUCUCCCUCUGCACAGAUCAUCCUGAAGGCUUCGUCAUCGUCAAAAUUCCAUUUACCCCACCUUUCCGGCAGGGAAUGCAGUUUCCGAAGUCCACAAAGCCCGGUUCUUACCAGCCACACAAGUCGCGUGAGCCUGAGGAUAAGACGACACGGAUAGGCACUAUUCGUCAGACACUGGCCACAAGGAAAGGGAAAAAUCUGAAGCAUAUUGUUGAUCUGAAGUGCGCCGUCACGAAGAGCAUCGAGGAGAUGGAGCUACCCCGUGCUGCGAUGGGGACCAUCCCCGACUCGGAGGAGCAAGACCUGCGCGUCUGUCGCACUUUGAUUCUCAAACGUUACGAACGCUUGGAGGCCAUCGGGUCUGCGGGGGGUUUCCACACCGUGUUUGUGGAUGUCAUUCGUGCUCAUCACUGGGUGUACGAGACGUCGAAGAUACUUCACGGCGAUAUCAGCAUCAACAACAUCAUGUGGUUCAUCGAGGACGGGCAAGUUAUCGGCGUACUGUGUGACUUGGAUCUCGCGGAAGAUCAUAGCAAUGGCGACGUUCAGUCUAUUCGACCCGCGAAAGUGGUGAACGCUUCGUUGUUACAAGAGACGAGCACGAGCGAGAAGAUGGCGAAACCGUCGAACGAACAGCAGAGUCAAACCAACGCGGAGCAGGUUCCAGGUUCGAUGACUGUGCCACCGGAGAGCGAACAUCUGCAAAAACCGAGAUACCGCACUGGUACUGGUCCAUUCAUGGCGCUGGACCUUCUACGCGAAGGCAUUCCUCCAAUGCACAAAUAUCGCCACGACCUCGAGUCAUUCUUGUAUGUCUACGUUUACACCGUCGCCGGGUACACUCCGACAGAUAGAACAUUCCGACCGAUCAAGCAAUGGCAGCUCGACUCGCUCGUCGCCAUCGGCAAAGCGAAGCACUGGUUUCUGACUGAUACGAAGGAGAAGGAGCAGGUCUUUGCCUUCACGCACGAAGACUUCAAGCCAUUGCUGCAGCCAGGAAGUUUCUUGACUGAACUCAUUCGUCUGUUCAGGGCCGUGGAGCGCAAGAUGGACGAGAUUAAAGAUUUAGAGGAUGCGCGGUGGUUUGGUUCCGCAGAAGAUGUCGAGGCCGAGAUCAGCGAAGUUGAGGAGAAGAGGGACAAGAUGGUCACCUACAGUAAAUUUAUGCGCAUACUCGGAGCAUCGGAGGAUAUGUAAACUCGAUUUUCUGUCCCCUCUACGCCACUUGCAUUGGUCUUGGGUGGACUAUGCGACCUAGUGCAGCAUACGGGUGAGUGGCAGGCGGUGCGCGUGCUGGGACGCGGGAGGGCGCGGGUGUGGUAGGCGAUGGGGGAAGAGGAC
Molecule: messenger RNA, 1513 nt
Organism: Rhodofomes roseus
Lineage: Eukaryota; Fungi; Basidiomycota; Agaricomycetes; Polyporales; Fomitopsidaceae
Exons: 2
Coding region: 248-1369 (373 amino acids)
Source: RefSeq, a predicted model, not a curated record